Messenger RNA from Phaeodactylum tricornutum CCAP 1055/1, 1201 nucleotides. RefSeq lists its product with no specific name. The transcript has 2 exons. NCBI's taxonomy places the organism in Eukaryota, Bacillariophyta, Bacillariophyceae, Surirellales, Neidiaceae. Bases 212 to 1201 code for a protein of 329 amino acids. The record is from RefSeq and is a predicted model, not a curated record.
UUUGCUUUCCUUUCCUCUCUAGCUGGAGUCCUCUAGCAGUCAACAUCAUCGUGAACAAAAUGACCAUGAGAAACCGAUUGGUUUCAAGGGAACUGAAAACUAGUUUGCCGGCCUCUCAAUCUGUGAGAAUCAGGCGUGUCGUGCAGCCGUGAAAUUGAUCAAACCCUUAAAAGCUGUCAGCGCGGCGGAAAUUUCGAAAAAGAGAAACAGAAUGCGUUCCAUUUAUGAACUCCUUCAUUUGAAUCCGAGUCGGGCUGCUUUCCUUCACCUCGUCCUUCUCGGCAUUCCGCACCGUUUCGGAUUGCUCACCACGGGAUGGGGAAACCACUAUUUACCGAGCGAGCUGUUUCCCGAACCGUGCUCUGUCUUUGCUGAUGGAGCUUGCAACGAAUCGGAACUCUUUACGCUACGUGAUUCGGGUGUCCGCUUUAUCCUCUACUACGAACUGGCGUGGGUCGUAUGGUUUGUCAUGCGGAAGAAUGCGGCAAAUAUCGUUGCAUUUCACAAAAUACUGGUGGGAUCUUCCAUGGCAUCUUUGUUGAUCAUGUCCUGGAUCCAAAACUACUUUCAUCCUUCGCCAAAUUCGCCCGAGUUCAGUCCAAGCUUUUACACCAAUCUAGUAUUCUUUCAUCUAUUGGCCAUAUCCAUAAGUCUAUGGACAUUGGCAGUUCACCCAAAACCGUCUCCGGGAGCAAUGAAGUGGUCUAUACCUGCUAAUUCUAUAUUUUGCGGUGCGUCUUUCACCCUGCUCGGCGAUGUUGGAAUUCUGACCCGCACAAUUGCUUCCGCUACCAAAUGCAUCCAGGUCGUCAAUUUUUUCGCCGCUACUGCCGGCUGUCAAAUGUUGCUAGAAGAAGGAGGUGUCGAAAACGUGUACGCGAUGAAACGAUCCGCGACGAAAACUGUGAAGCUUUGUGUGUUUCUCGCUGCCUUUUACACAACGUUGCACGGAACGUUGUUGCUUCGCAUGCGGGUAUUUCUUACCAUGCCUCAACUUCGCGCUGUCUGCUUGUAUAAGUUGGUUGUGAAUUUGGUCUUGCCUUUCUUGUGGUUGCCCGAAAUGAGUUCGGUGCUGUCAAUCGAUCACCGCAUUCCGUUCGCGAUUCGCGGCGUCCUCACGCUGAGUUACCUAUUCGGGUACCUACUUGCGGGCCAAGCUGAAGGCGUCAGUCGUAUUCUUACGGCCGAAAAGGACGACUGA